Molecule: messenger RNA, 1758 nt
Organism: Cornus florida
Lineage: Eukaryota; Viridiplantae; Streptophyta; Magnoliopsida; Cornales; Cornaceae
Product: UBP1-associated protein 2C-like
Exons: 2
Coding region: 100-1308 (402 amino acids)
Molecular function (GO): RNA binding
Source: RefSeq, a predicted model, not a curated record
CUGUACUUCUAGGUUUAGGGUUUUGUUAAAACCAGCCCCUUACUCUUCUCUCUCAAUUAUUAAACACAUACAAGACACACACUGACAGUUUUAACAAACAUGGAUCCUUCCAAGAAGCGGAAGACCGACGAGAACGGCAGCGCAUACGCCGUCAACGACACCACUCCGCCAUCGAACGUUCUCUCUCCGGAAGUCGCCCUAAAAAUCAUGGGAGACUUCAACAGAGACCAGCUCCUCGACAUCCUCAAAUUCGCCGCCGUCCAACACCGCGACGUGCUCGACGCCGUCCGAUCCAUCGCUGACGCCGAUCCCGCCAAGCGCAAGCUUUUUGUACGCGGCCUCGGGGGCGAUACCACCACCGAGAAGCUCCGUGAAGUCUUCUCCUCUUUCGGCGAGCUCGAAGAGGCUAUUGUGAUCACAGACAAGAACACGGGGAAACCCAAGGGCUACGGCUUCGUCACGUUCCGGCACGUCGACGGCGCUGCGUUGGCCCUAAAAGAGCCGAGCAAGAAGAUCGACGGCCGAAUGACCGUGACGCAGCUCGCUUCGUUGGGGCAUUCGGGUGCGAAUGCAGGUAAUGUUGUGGAUGUCUCACUGCGAAAGAUUUAUGUUGGGAAUGUGCCGUUUGAGAUUUCGUCAGAGAGAUUGUUGGAUUAUUUUUCAAUCUACGGAGAGAUUGAGGAGGGACCGUUAGGGUUCGAUAAACAGCCGGGAAAGUUAAAAGGCUUCGCCUUUUUUGUUUAUAAGACCGAAGAAGGGGCUAGGGCUUCACUCGUCGAUCAAAUGAAGGUGAUUGAUGGGCAACAGGUGAUUUGUAAACUGGCUGCCGACGGGAAGAGAGGGAAGCCAGGUGGCCCGAAUAUGGGGGGUGAUAUAGGUGGUGCCGAUAGACUUGGUGUGCCACCUCCUGGGGCGGUGCCAGGUUCGAAUUACGGCGUACCAGGUGGGUUAGCUUCGUAUGGAGGGUUCUCUGGUGGCCCACCGGCGCUGGCCCAUCAAAAUCCCCAGUCGAUUGGUGGUACUGGGUACGGGAGCCAUGGGCCAGUUGGUGGUGGGUAUGGCGCUGGGGCAUAUGGCGGUUCACAGUUUGGUGGGUCUGCUUCUGGUGAGUAUGGAGGGUUGAACAAUACAGGGUCUUCUAUGUAUAGGUUGCCUUCAAGUUCCACUGGAAUGCCUUCUGGGGGAUACCCAGGUAGUGGAAACUAUGGUUUAGCAUCGUCUGCCUAUCCAACCCAGGUGCACCAGCCAUCGCAAGGUCCUAGGGGUCCACCUGGUGGGAUGUAUCAGGGCAUGCCACCCUAUUACUAAGCAAUGUAAAACAGUGGCUGCUUGUUGGAGUCCAAGCAUUCGAGAGUGCUGGAACGGAAGCGCGAGAGCAGCAAAAUUAAGUUGCACAUAUUAGAAACUAUGGAAGUUCCCGUGGAGCACAGAAUGGAAGAAACAGGAUUGUGUGCUCCAUAGAAGAGAAACAAGAUUGCAAGCGCACGUAGAACAUGAGAGCUGGAGAAACAAGAUUGUGUGCUCCAUAGAAUAGAAACAAGAUUGCAAGCACGCAUAGAACAUGAGAGCUGGAGUGUGUGCGCCACUCUAUUAGAGGAAUUGUGCAACUUAAGUUGGAGCUAAUUUGUUGAUGAACAUUAUUCAAUUGAAAUGAUGCAAACAACUUUUGUGUUUGUCCAAAUUAUGCUUUGGAGAAAGUGUUACAUUUGAUAGAAGUGAUGGUAUGUGACACUCAUGGUCAUUUUUGAGGGCUUGCAA